AUGGCUAGUGACAGAGUUCUUUAUAACCCUACUCAGUUGUAUCUAAAUGAUCAUGUAAUAAAUAAUUAUUUGGAACUUAUUAAUAAGCGUAAUUCAAAUGUUUAUAUAUAUAACACACAUUUGUACGCAAAUCUGUCUCCAGAAAGAUAUUCUUUGUAUUAUCGGUGGACAAAGAAAUUAGAUUUGUUUUCGAAGACAAAAAUAUUAGUCCCUAUUAAUUUAACUACUUUGAAACAUUGGGUUUUGGUAUGUAUGAAUUUAGAGUUAAAACAAAUGCAAUAUUAUGAUAGUCUGCAAGGAAAUGGUAUUUCCUACCAAAAACAAGUUUUUGAUUUUUUGAGUUUUGUACAUUUACAUUCAAGAGGAACGCCAUUAAAUUCAAAAGAAUGGUCUUUUAUAAAUGUAACUAACAUUCCUAUUCAAAAGAAUAGUUAUGAUUGUGGUGUAUUUCUUUGUACAUAUGCGGAAUACUUAGCCAGGGACGCCGUGUUUAACUUUUCACAAGAACACAUGGUCUCAUUUCGUCAACUUAUUGCAUAUGAGUUAACGACGAAAAAAUUAGUUGAUAUAAAUGUGGAAGCUCACGACAUUGAUGCAUUUAUUACGAGUAUAGUAAAUGCAUAA
Rhopalosiphum maidis (corn leaf aphid) is the source of this 624-nucleotide messenger RNA. RefSeq names its product sentrin-specific protease-like. Gene Ontology annotation, biological process: protein desumoylation. The coding region runs from base 1 to 624 and encodes 207 amino acids. Gene Ontology annotation, cellular component: nucleus. The transcript has a single exon. NCBI's taxonomy places the organism in Eukaryota, Metazoa, Arthropoda, Insecta, Hemiptera, Aphididae. Gene Ontology annotation, molecular function: deSUMOylase activity. The record is from RefSeq and is a predicted model, not a curated record.